Molecule: messenger RNA, 506 nt
Organism: Didymodactylos carnosus
Lineage: Eukaryota; Metazoa; Rotifera; Eurotatoria; Philodinida; Philodinidae
Source: the annotation of a GenBank genome assembly
AUGUCAUCUCGAAUUGAUCAACCACAAAUUAUUUUAUUAAAAUCUCAAAUUGAAUAUGCAAGAACAGAUGAACAAAAAUUAACAAGUUUAGAACCGGUUCUAAAUCAAGAACAACAUUAUCUUAAUUCUUAUGUUGAUAAAGUUAAAAAAUUCAAACCCGAUAUUCUUAUUGUGGAAAAAAAAAGUUAGCCGUUACAACAAUUGUUUUAUUUUAAUAGUAGUUUACUAAUGACAUUUACACGAAAGAUUUCUUUAUGAGUCAUUACAUCAAGAGACGAUCUCGACUGCUCAGUUGAUGUUCAGAUUUUUCACUAAAACGUUCACAAGUAUUUUCCCUUUGAAGUUUCUAACAUAUCGUUGCAUUACAUGCCGCCAUAGUGGCCAGUUUUCUAAUAGCAGACGGACAUCCAAAUUAUUUGCUCGUAAAUCGUUUCUUCUUGAAUAAUUACCAUUACUUACGAGGACCCAUUCCCAGGUGAUUCACCCCGUUUUCGUUCAUAUCCUUA